Encephalitozoon intestinalis ATCC 50506 is the source of this 1434-nucleotide messenger RNA. RefSeq names its product serine/threonine protein kinase. Lineage: Eukaryota; Fungi; Microsporidia; Unikaryonidae. Gene Ontology annotation, biological process: protein phosphorylation; intracellular signal transduction. The transcript has a single exon. Bases 1 to 1434 code for a protein of 477 amino acids. Gene Ontology annotation, molecular function: ATP binding; protein serine/threonine kinase activity. Gene Ontology annotation, cellular component: cytoplasm. The record is from RefSeq and is a predicted model, not a curated record.
AUGCACCUUCAAAGAAAGUUUUUGAACUUUGAUAUAACUGGAGUGCUUGGCUCGGGAAGCUAUGGAGAUGUAUUAUCGGCCGUUGACAAAAUUACCGGGAUGGAUGUGGCCAUAAAAUUUGCCAAAAAGGAUGUGGACCAAUGGAAGAAUAGUUUUGAACCGAAGAUACAAUUGAUCCUAGACCAUGAAAACAUAUGCAAGCUUUAUGGAUGUAUCAGCACAUCGAGAAACCUGGUACUGGUUCUAGAGUUAGUGAGAGGAAUUGAUCUUCACAAGUAUAUAAGAAGAAACGGGAGACUGAGCGAGACACAUGCAAGGUCUCUGUUUGUCCAGAUGUUGUAUGGAGUGGAUUAUCUCCACAGCCACUCUAUUGUGCAUCGAGACUUAAAGCUAGAAAAUAUCAUGAUCAGUGGGGAGUCGGUCAAGAUAUGUGAUUUUGGGCUUUCGGCAUUCUACGACAGAUCUUCCGUGCUAAAGGAUUACUGCGGAACUCCCCAAUGCGCACCUCCAGAAAUCAUGAGGGGAAUCCCAUACGUUGGCCCUGAGGUUGAUAUUUGGUGUCUAGGUGUGAUUCUCUAUGCAAUGGUCCAUGGAAGACUGCCUUUUGAAGAUGCGGACAUAAGUCUCAUGGGGAGGAAUGCAAUUUUGUCGAAGAUGAAGAUUGAUGGGUCUCUGUCCGAUGAAUUAAAGGACCUAAUAAGAAGGAUUAUAGAACCUGACAGGUCCAUGAGAAUAGAAAUAGAUCAGAUAAUGAAGCAUCCUUGGAUAAAUGUUACAAGAGAGGAUCACAGAAAAAGGAUAAUUUUUAUUGACGGCAAAGUUAUCGAAAGGCUGAUUGAAAUAGGAUUCAGAAAAGAAGAUGUUCUCAAUAAUAUCACAGACAAAAACUCCAGAGAGUACUCGGCCUACUGCUUGGUUAACAGAAAGUUAUUGUCGGGAAACCUCCUCCUUGUCCCUGGAGAAGUCUGUCUUUGCCGUCCUUACAGCAUUGUCGACCUCAGCUUUAUGGUUGAUGAAAAAGCGGCCCAGACCCACCAAAGGAGGACAUGGAGACAUGAAAUACUCCGUGGAAUGAAGCCUAUAAGGGGGGGAUGCUUUCUACCUUUUCUAUGGAACAGAAGAAAAAUGUAUGCUGUGAAGAGGGACAUAAAUUUGAGUUUGGAGAUGUCUAGAAUCCUCAUUGAACGUUCCCUGUCGGCAUUUCCAAAAGUAACCUUUAGAAAGAAGUCUGGAUAUACCGUCCAUCAUUCCAAUGGACUAUUGGUGAAGAUAGAGCUUUCCGAGAAGAUUCCAUUUACUACAUGCACUCUCACGCUUGCAGAGGGAAGUAAGAUCGAGUUUAUCGACUUUGUGGUGAACUUCAUUCUAUUUGUUAGUCAAGACGGAGAAAAAGACGCGGCCAUAAACUGGAAAGGACAGGUGUUUAGAGAUUAA